Messenger RNA from Condylostylus longicornis, 3187 nucleotides. RefSeq names its product alanine--tRNA ligase, cytoplasmic (gene AlaRS). Gene Ontology annotation, molecular function: alanine-tRNA ligase activity; nucleic acid binding; aminoacyl-tRNA deacylase activity. The record is from RefSeq and is a predicted model, not a curated record. Gene Ontology annotation, cellular component: cytoplasm; mitochondrion. The transcript has 3 exons. Gene Ontology annotation, biological process: tRNA modification; alanyl-tRNA aminoacylation. Bases 163 to 3063 code for a protein of 966 amino acids. Lineage: Eukaryota; Metazoa; Arthropoda; Insecta; Diptera; Dolichopodidae.
UCUCUAAAUUUACAAUACCAUUCCUUUUCCAUUGGUUAACCUUCACAAGCGAGUUAAGAGCUGUGAAAUUGUAGCUAAACGUGCGAUUCGUCAUCAUAUUUAUUCAAUAAUAUUUUAUUGAUAUUUAUUUUUUCACAAUUAAAGUAUAAAAAUAAGAAAGAAAUGGAAUCGAAAAGCGCUAAAGAAAUUAGGCAAUUGUACAUGGAUUUUUUUAAAGAAAAAGAUCAUAUUUACGUUCAUUCUUCCUCAACAAUCCCACAUGAUGAUCCUACAUUGUUGUUUGCUAAUGCUGGGAUGAACCAAUUUAAGCCCAUUUUCUUAGGCAAUGUAGACCCUCAUAGUGAUAUGGCAAAGUGGGUUAGAGUUGCUAAUACUCAAAAAUGUAUUCGUGCUGGGGGAAAACAUAACGAUUUAGAUGAUGUAGGCAAAGAUGUAUACCACCACACUUUCUUUGAAAUGUUAGGGAAUUGGUCAUUUGGAGAUUACUUUAAAAAAGAAAUUUGUACGUGGGCUUGGGAGUUUUUAACUGAACGUAUGCAAUUGCCAAAAGAAAGAUUAUAUGUUACUUAUUUUGGUGGAGAUAAGGAAGCUGGUUUAGAACCUGAUUUAGAAUGCAAAGAAAUAUGGAUGAAAUUAGGAAUUAAGCCAGAACAUAUUUUGCCAGGCAGCAUGAAAGAUAACUUUUGGGAAAUGGGAGAAACUGGACCUUGUGGACCUUGUUCUGAAUUACAUUUUGAUCGAAUUGGUGGUCGCAGUGUUCCGGAGUUAGUAAAUAUGGAUGAUCCAGAUGUCCUAGAAAUUUGGAAUCUUGUGUUCAUGCAGUAUAAUCGCGAAUCUGAUGGUUCUUUAAAACCCUUACCAAAAAAACACAUUGAUUGUGGUAUGGGAUUCGAAAGAUUGGUUUCUGUUAUCCAAAAUAAAAGAUCAAAUUAUGAUACUGAUUUAUUUGUACCAUUAUUCGAAGCUAUUCAAAAGGGAACAAAUGCUCCCCCAUAUCAAGGCCGUGUUGGAGCCGAAGAUACAGAUGGUAUUGACAUGGCUUAUCGUGUUUUGGCUGAUCAUAUUAGAACUCUUACAAUAGCUUUAUCUGAUGGUGGAAUGCCUGACAAUACAGGACGCGGUUACGUACUUAGAAGAAUUUUAAGAAGAGCCAUUAGAUAUGCUACCGAAAAAUUAAACGCAAAACCUGGAUUUUUCGCUACUUUAGUAAAUUCUGUAGUCGACUUAUUAGGAAACGCGUUUCCUGAAGUCACAAAAGAUCCACAAGCAAUCAUGGACGUAAUAAAUGAAGAGGAACAACAAUUUCUAAAAACAUUAACAAGAGGUAGAAAUUUACUUUACAGGACCAUAGCAAAAUUAGGCAACCAAAAAAUUCUCCCUGGAGAUAUUGCUUGGAGAUUAUAUGACACUUAUGGCUUUCCGAUUGACCUUACAAGGCUAAUGGUGGAAGAAAAAAAUUUAGAAAUCAAUAUGGAGGAAUAUGAAAAGGCGAAACACAAUUCUUAUAUUUUAUCUCAAGGAAAAGGCGACAAUAAGGAAGAUGAGAUCAAUCUAGAUAUGUAUGCAAUAUCCGAACUACAAGAAAAAGCUAUCGCACCAACAGAUGAUAAAUUUAAAUAUCGCUAUAAAGCAAGUUCAGACGAAAAAGAUGGUUUUUAUGAUUGCGAAACUUGUGAAGGGAAGGUUGUUGCAUUAAGGUUAGGAAAUACUUUUGUUGAAGAAGUUGUUUCCGGCCAAAAAUGUGGGAUUGUAUUCGACAAAACGAAUUUCUAUGCAGAAAGUGGGGGCCAAAUAUAUGAUCAAGGCGUAAUAGUGAAAAAAGAAGACGAAGGAACUGAAUUUUUCGUUGAUCGUGUUUUUAACCGAGGUGGAUAUAUUUUGCAUAUUGGGGUUGUUGAAGGAACUUUGAGAAUAGGUGAUGAAGUAAACAUGCAAAUUGAUCAAAUACGUAGAAAUUUAACAAUGAAAAAUCACUCUGCCACCCAUGCUCUUAAUCAUUGUUUACUUCAAGUUUUGGGUAAAGACACGGAUCAAAAAGGCUCAUUAGUAGUUCCAGAAAAACUUCGUUUUGAUUUUAACAGUAAAUCUGCAUUAACAGUUGAACAAGUUUCAAAAAUUGAGAGUCUCGCAAGAGAAAUCGUCUACAAAAAUAUGCCAAUUUAUGCAAAGGAGGCCUCGCUUUCAGUAGCAAAGACUAUUAAAGGCUUGAGAUCAGUUUUUGACGAGGUAUACCCAGACCCAGUACGCGUAAUUUCAUUUGGUGUUCCCGUUGAAGAGCUUGAGAAGGAUCCUGACAGCGGCAGAGGGGAGGCAACUUCAGUUGAAUUUUGUGGUGGAACACAUUUACAUCGUUCAGGUCAUAUUGUUGAAUUCGUUAUAAGUAGUGAAGAAGCUAUAGCAAAAGGUAUUCGGAGAAUAGUGGCUUUAACUGGGCCAGAAGCACUCAAAGCCAUCAAAAAGGCAGAACAGUUUCAACAUGAAAUUAAUACUCUAAAACAAUCUAUUGAAAAUGAUAAAAUGGGGAGCUCGACAAAAGAACAUGUUAAGAAUAUAGUCGAGUUAAUAGAUAACAUAUCUCAAGCUCAAAUUUCCUAUGUUAAUAAAGAUGAAAUGAGAAAUUGUUUGAAAAAUUUAAAAAAAAGUUUGGAUGACAGAGAACGUGCAAUAAAAGCAACACAAUCACAAAAUGUAAUCGAGAGAGCUAAAGAAAUUGCUCAGGCAAACAUCAAUGCGGACUUCUUAGUAAAAGAGUUACAAGCUUUUAAUAAUACUAAAGCUCUAGAUGCUGCUUUAAAACAAGUACGAACAAUCAGUCCAGAAACGGCUGCAAUGUUUGUUUCAGUUGAUCCAGAUUCCAAAAAGAUAUUUUGCCUUUCAUCAGUGCCUAAGUCAAAAAUCGAAAAAGGUCUUAAAGCAAACGAAUGGGUGCAACACGUUUCAGUAGUAAUGAAUGGUAAGGGUGGCGGAAAACCUGAAUCAGCUCAGGCUUCGGGAUCAGAUUAUGAUAAAUCAAACGAAGUUUUAAAAUUGGCUGCCGCCUUUGCUUCUGCAAAACUAUCUUAAAUUAAAACUGCAAAAAUUUACCAAUAUUGUGCUGUAAUAUUGUAAAACUUAUUUAUUAGCAUUUAAAAGGCGUUUUUUUUAUAUGAAAGAAAAUAAAUUUCUCAAAGUUCAAAACUAUAUAAUA